AGUAAGGUACCGGAAGUGCCGCCAUGACCGCCUGCCAGAGCUGUGACCGGGAGGCGUAGUGGCGCGUCGCCUCUGCCUCUCCCCGGCCUUCCCCCGCCUCGUGGGCCCUUGUCCGCCCCGGACGGCCAUGCUAGUGAGCAAGAGGGUGAAGCGCCUCUUGCAGCUAGUGCCGGGGAAGCAGCGCUUCGGCGUUUACCGGUUCCUGCCCUUCUUCUUCGUCCUCGGGGGAGCCAUGGAGUGGGUCAUGAUCAACGUGCGCAUCGGACAGGAGACCUUCUAUGAUGUUUACCGUAGGAAACGAUCAGAAAGGCUGUACGAGGCACGGAUGGAAAAAAGUGAAUUUUAGCUGAAAGGCCUCAAGGGAAAGGUCCCGAAUGCUUCAGCUGUAUAUUAACACCAGAGAAACAUUACUGCCCACAUGGAUGGGAGUGGAAAAUUUUGUCUGCAAGAUGAACUCUAAUCCACAUGUUUGUGAAAUACAGUCUUAGAUGGGUUUAGCAAUUUAUUCUACUUCCAUGUACUUUGUAUCAUUAAUAUUUUGUAUUUAAGCCAAAUACAAUAGAGACAAGUUCAUCGUAUGUAGGCCUCUGCCACUUAUUUAAUGUUUAUUUAGUACUUUUAAAUAAACUAAACUGAGUAAACGGA
Molecule: messenger RNA, 645 nt
Organism: Cuculus canorus (common cuckoo)
Lineage: Eukaryota; Metazoa; Chordata; Aves; Cuculiformes; Cuculidae
Product: small integral membrane protein 4
Exons: 2
Coding region: 128-346 (72 amino acids)
Source: RefSeq, a predicted model, not a curated record